Molecule: messenger RNA, 1938 nt
Organism: Mercenaria mercenaria
Lineage: Eukaryota; Metazoa; Mollusca; Bivalvia; Venerida; Veneridae
Exons: 4
Coding region: 143-1786 (547 amino acids)
Molecular function (GO): oxidoreductase activity; FAD binding
Source: RefSeq, a predicted model, not a curated record
CUCAGAUCAAAUAUCAGGGUAUUUAUGGUAUGUUCACUAGUAUAUAUAGAUAGCAGGGAAAUCUUACCCGAGGAAUAAAUCACAAGUGAAUAUAUUAAUGAUAAGUGGACGAUAAUUAAAAUUUUUGAAGAAACAAACGUCUAUGUCAACCAUGUGGCUGUUCUCGCUCUUGGCUGUCUUGUUUAUGUUAAACAUUCUUACUACGGCUGUACCAGGAAACCAGGAGUGCGACAACCAUUGUUACCCAGGAGCAAGCUGCUGGCCAGGUAUAGAUGAAGAACUAGAACUCUUCAGAAACAUUAAAGGUGACGUAUUAACAGCAUAUAACGAGGAAUAUCGUAAAGAGGUUCUCAUGGUAAACACUCGAGUUACGGAGUUUCCGUUUCUUCUUGUAAUGGCCGAAACUGUUGAUGAUGUCAUAUAUGCGGUGAAGUAUGCCAAUAGACACAACAUGAAGAUCACCAUCCGAUCCUCCGGGCACGACUACAUCGGGCGCUCUACUUGGCACGGCUCCCUACAAAUCAACUUGUCGCGCAUGAAAGGUCUUAAAUUUAAUCUGAAUUCUACUCGACAUCAAGAAGGGGAAGUUACUGCUCAGAGCGGAAACUCCUGGUUGCGACUGUACAAUGAGACGAAUAAAUUAGGGCGUGUUAUUGUUGGAGGUUCCGCCCACACCGUAUCUAUGGGUGGGUAUACUCUCGGCGGGGGUCACGCCCCCAUCGGACGUAAAUUCGGUAUGGCGGUUGACAACCUACUUGAAGUUGAAAUGGUUACAUCUAAUGGAUCACUGGUCUAUGCAAAUAUCUCUGGGACAGUUCUUGUGGACACCGAGACUGGAACAACACAUACGACAACUGAUACAGAUAUAUUUUGGGCGGUCCGCGGAGGAGGCGGGUCUACAUACGGAAUCGUGACGGCAUUUACUUAUAAACUGCACAAUGAUUCAAAGAUGGUAAAAGUUACAUGCUAUUCACCUAUAUAUAAUGCUUUGGGGCAAGAUGUAGGGAGACCUAUCCUUCAAGCGUUUGACAAUCUUGCCAGUACUACACUGGCACCAGAAUGGGGUGGUUACGAAAUAAUCAGCUCCUCGGGGGAUCCGAAAGCUGGGACAGAAGGAACAGUUCUUCUUGUUCUUAACCACUUCGGUGAGUGGGGAUCUCCAUCCUUCAAUACGCUUGGACCGUUCAUCCCCAUCGCCGAGAAGCACUGUGCAUUUCAGAAUAUGUCUAACUUCCUAGAAUAUGAAAUUGAGUCCAAAGAUGCAUUAUUCUACAGAACCUACGUAUACAACACUCUUCUUCAGCCGAACUCUUUCACAUCCGAGUAUUACAGCUUCAUGUACAGUAUGUUCAACGAACCAAACGUUGCCAGACUUCAGGCUGGUGUAGGCUGUACUGGAACUUUGAUCGGAGGAAACAUGAAAAUCAAAGAUCCCCAUUCGACAGCAGUGAACCCGAAUUUCAGAACAGGUGUUUACUCCAUGUCGUGCGGUAUGUCUUGGUCUGACGCGUUCAUGGACAAAGCCGUCGUCGAUCAAGCUAUACAAUUCACGAAAGGGUUUGUAAAACACGGAAACGGAACCUACUUUAAUGAACCAUCUGCCUAUUUACCGAACUGGAAGACAGCAUACUGGGGCGGGCAUUACGAUCGACUUCUAGCUAUCAAACAACGCUGGGACCCACAGAACGUGUUUACAUGUCUUCAUUGUGUAGGGUCCAAUGACACAAAUGGACAUACCUCUGAUCCACACAUUCCUGACAUUCAUAUCCCUUCUAUUGUUGGCUAGAUUUGAAAGUAUUGUCCGAUAGCCAAAGAACUAAAUGAUUUAUUUAGUACCGUGUUUUUGUCUUUCAGUUGAGCGCAUUGAUAGUCGUCUUGAAAGAUUAAACUUUUGAUAAUUUUGUACAUAGGAGUCAAUAAAAGAAUAAAGUAAAAGAA